GCACUGUUGUCCUCUGCGCUGCUAUAAAAGAGCCGCAUGUCAAGCUGUUGAAACACAACAUUCACUCAUCUGAGAGAGACAUCACAGCUGAUUACUAUCUGGAAGAAGACGAAGUUGACCUGAUCUGAUCAGAGAUGGAUCCCUGCGAAUGCUCCAAGACUGGAACCUGCAGCUGCGCAGAAUCAUGCACCUGCACUAACUGCUCCUGCAAAUCCUGCAAAAAGAGCUGCUGCUCUUGCUGCCCAUCUGGAUGCAGCAAAUGUGCCUCUGGCUGCGUCUGCAAAGGGAAGACAUGUGACACCAGCUGCUGUCAGUGAGGAGGGCAGACUCAGCCCAGCGGGGCCGCCAACAAUGAACUAGACUAGUCCAAAUUAACUGUAUAAUGUCUAAGAUUAUGUUGUAUUUUGUACUUCUUUCCACUAUUAAAGAUGUUACUGAUACCUA
Messenger RNA from Cynoglossus semilaevis (tongue sole), 444 nucleotides. RefSeq names its product metallothionein 2 (gene mt2). The record is from RefSeq and is a predicted model, not a curated record. Bases 135 to 317 code for a protein of 60 amino acids. NCBI's taxonomy places the organism in Eukaryota, Metazoa, Chordata, Actinopteri, Pleuronectiformes, Cynoglossidae. Gene Ontology annotation, molecular function: metal ion binding. The transcript is spliced from 3 exons.